This is a messenger RNA of Suillus discolor, 998 nucleotides long. Its product is annotated as 60S ribosomal protein L10A. Bases 42 to 698 code for a protein of 218 amino acids. Gene Ontology annotation, cellular component: large ribosomal subunit. Gene Ontology annotation, molecular function: RNA binding; structural constituent of ribosome. The record is from RefSeq and is a predicted model, not a curated record. The transcript has 6 exons. NCBI's taxonomy places the organism in Eukaryota, Fungi, Basidiomycota, Agaricomycetes, Boletales, Suillaceae. Gene Ontology annotation, biological process: translation.
AUCCUCAAGACCCACCCCCUCAAAAAAACCUAUCACCAAGCAUGAGCUCUAAGCUAUCAGUGGCAAGCGUGCGGGGCUCCGUCAAGGACCUUCUGGCUGACGCCAAUGGCGAGAAAAGACGCAACUUUGUAGAAACUAUCGAACUUCAAAUUGGUCUCAAGAACUACGACACUCAAAAGGACAAGCGUUUCUCUGGUACCGUCAAGCUGCCUAAUGUCCCUCGCCCGCGCAUGUCUAUCUGUAUUCUUGCUGAUGCUGCGGACAUUGAUCGUGCCAAGCAAAUUGAACUCGAGUACAAGUCGGUUGACGACUUAAAAAAACUCAACAAGAAUAAGAAGCUCGUCAAGAAACUUGCCAAGAAGUAUGACGCAUUCUUGGCCUCUGAAGCCUUGAUCAAGCAGAUUCCUCGUCUUCUUGGACCUGGUCUCUCUAAAGCCGGAAAGUUCCCUACUCCUAUCUCUCAUGCUGAGGAUCUAGCGAACAAGCUCAACGAAGUCCGAUCGACGAUUAAGUUCCAGCUCAAGAAGGUUCUUUGCUUGGGUGUUGCCGUCGGACAUGUCCAGAUGACUGAUGACCAGGUUCUUGCGAACGUCAUGAUGAGCAUCAACUUCCUCGUUUCGCUUCUCAAGAAGAACUGGCAAAAUGUUUCGUCUUUGCAUAUCAAGAGUACGAUGGGCAAACCCAUUCGUCUAUUCUAAGUUGGUAGUGUGCAUAGGGUUGGAUUUGGGUGAGAGCCAAUCUGGCAUCGUAAUGCAAAACAAGAAGCCCCGCACGCUUUUACCAACGGCUUUGAAGGUGGGGAAGCCGAUUGGGAGCUGAUACGAUGCCAUGAUCUUGAGCUUUCUUCCUGAUUCUUGCUUCAUUUUAUCCUCUAGGAUUUAUAUGUACCUGCUGCUAUUAUCAUGAGCUAGUUAUGACGCCGAACGUUCUGGUUGCGAUGGCAGUAUCGCGGCUUUUGCUAACGUCACAGUUGAAGGGAUUCAUAGUGGAUUGCGGCU